UCCCGGGGCCGCCUCGCCUUACGCGCUGGCGUGCGCGCCCCCGCUCUCUCCCGUCGUCGCGGAGGUGCAGCGGGCGCAGGAGCAGCGCGGGCGGCGGGGCCGGACUCGGCUGAGGCGGCCGUUACUCCAGCGAGAGCGCAGCGCACUGAGUUCCCCUCCCCGCCUACCGCCUCCUCCCCCACCCCGGGCCACUCACGUCACACGAGAUGCCCUCGGCUACCAACAGCACCAUGGCGAGCAGCAGCGGGAAAGCGGGCCCGGGCGGCGAGACUGCCCCGGCGGCGGCGGCUGCCCCCCAGGCAGCGGGCGGCAGCAUCACUUCGGUGCAAACCGAGGCCAUGAAGCAGAUUCUGGGAGUGAUCGACAAAAAGCUGCGCAAUCUCGAGAAGAAAAAGAGCAAACUUGAUGAUUACCAGGAACGAAUGAACAAGGGAGAACGUCUGAAUCAAGAUCAACUGGAUGCUGUGUCAAAAUACCAGGAAGUGACGAAUAAUCUGGAAUUUGCUAAAGAACUGCAGAGGAGCUUUAUGGCUCUGAGCCAAGAUAUCCAGAAAACAAUAAAAAAGACAGCUCGCAGAGAGCAGCUGAUGCGAGAAGAAGCUGAGCAGAAACGUUUAAAGACUGUACUAGAGCUACAGUUUAUUUUGGACAAGUUGGGUGAUGAUGAAGUGCGCAAUGACUUGAAACAAGGAUCAAAUGGAGUACCGGUGCUGACAGAGGAGGAACUGACAGUGUUGGAUGAGUUUUACAAGCUAGUUUAUCCUGAACGAGACAUGAACAUGAGAUUGAAUGAGCAGUAUGAGCAAGCAUCUGUUCACCUGUUGGACUUACUGGAAGGGAAGGAAAAACCAGUUUGUGGAACAACCUAUAAAGCACUGAAGGAGAUUGUUGAGCGUAUUCUUCAAACUAGUUACUUUGAUAGCACCCAUAACCAUCAGAACGGAUUAUGUGAGGAAGAAGAAGCAGCACCCGCACCUGCAGUAGAAGACACUGUAGCAGAAGCUGAACCUGAUCCAGCGGAAGAAUUUACUGAACCAACCGAAGUUGAAUCAACUGAGUAUGUAAACAGACAAUUCAUGGCAGAGACUCAGUUCAGCAGUAGUGAGAAGGAACAGGUAGAUGAGUGGACAGUUGAAACGGUUGAGGUUGUAAAUUCACUGCAGCAACAGACACAAGCUACAUCUCCUCCAGUUCCUGAACCUCACACGCUCACUACUGUGGCUCAAGCAGAUCCUCUUGUUAGAAGACAGCGAGUACAGGACCUUAUGGCACAGAUGCAGGGCCCAUAUAACUUCAUGCAGGACUCUAUGCUGGAGUUUGAGAACCAAACACUUGAUCCUGCCAUAGUAUCUGCACAGCCUAUGAAUCCAGCACAGAAUCUGGACAUGCCACAAAUGGUUUGCCCUCCAGUUCAUGCUGAGUCAAGACUUGCCCAGCCUAAUCAAGUUCCUGUGCAACCAGAAGCUACACAGGUUCCUUUGGUUUCUUCUACAAGUGAGGGAUAUACAGCCUCCCAACCCAUGUAUCAGCCUUCUCACACAACAGAACAACGGCCACAGAAAGAAUCGAUUGACCAGAUUCAGGCUUCAAUGUCACUGAAUGCAGACCAGACCCCAUCAUCAUCAUCACUUCCCACUGCAUCCCAGCCGCAGGUGUUCCAGGCUGGAUCUAGCAAGCCUUUGCAUAGCAGCGGAAUCAAUGUUAAUGCAGCUCCAUUCCAAUCCAUGCAAACAGUAUUCAACAUGAAUGCGCCUGUUCCUCCUGUUAAUGAGCCAGAAACCCUUAAGCAGCAAAAUCAGUACCAGGCCAGUUACAACCAGAGUUUCUCCAAUCAGCCUCACCAAGUAGAACAAUCAGAUCUUCAGCAAGAACAACUCCAGACAGUGGUUGGUACUUACCAUGGUUCCCCAGACCAGACUCAUCAAGUGGCAGGUAACCACCAGCAACCUCCCCAGCAGAAUACUGGAUUUCCACGUAACAGUCAGCCUUAUUAUAACAGUCGAGGAGUCUCUCGUGGUGGAUCACGUGGGGCUCGUGGCUUAAUGAACGGUUACAGGGGACCGGCAAAUGGAUUUAGAGGAGGAUAUGAUGGCUACCGUCCUUCCUUUUCCAACACUCCAAACAGUGGUUACACGCAGCCCCAGUUUAAUGCUCCUCGCGAUUAUUCAAACUACCAGCGGGAUGGAUAUCAACAGAAUUUCAAACGUGGCUCUGGACAAAGUGGACCUCGGGGAGCUCCUAGAGGUCGUGGAGGGCCUCCAAGACCAAACAGAGGGAUGCCUCAAAUGAAUGCUCAGCAAGUGAAUUAAACGAAUUCACAGGAUUACAUUAAACGCCAAAAACACACUGGCCGGUGUACUAUACAUGUUACCAGAAGAGUUAUUAUCUAUUUGUUCUCCCUUACAGGAAGUUUGUUGUAAAGGGACUAUUUUCAUUACCAUAAUGACAGGACUACAGUUGCCAGCUUUAUAUUACCUGGAUAUUGAAAGGAACGAAACAACGUUUACUCUGCAUGUUCUGUCCUAAGCAUCAUCUUGAGCCUUGCACAUGAGAUUCAGAUUCUUCACCCUUGCUAAGAAUAAAGCAAAAAAGGCAAUUUUCAGGGUGAUCCGGUCUCCAUGGUUAACUGAAGUGGCAGGAAAAAGCAAAGACUCACUUCUGACAUUUAAAAGCAAUGUAACAAAUUUUGUUAAAACCUGCAAAUUCGUAAAGAUUUACUGCAGUGGCAGUUGACAAAACUUAAUGUUCCCAUUAAAGGAUGGAAAAGGUCAAGUGUGGCUUGGUAGAGAAACUGCAUUUCAGCUUUUUCUAACUAAAUUGAAGCACUGAACAGUUAAAGAUGGGUAGUGAUACAUAUUUCCCUAAAUAGACAAAUAGGUUUAUAGCCAGUUUUUGACAAAGAAGCAGCACCCUUAGCUGCAGCACUCCUCAUCACGAGGGCCCCGUUUACUGUGGCUAAGGAUUUAAGAUCGCUUGCAUAACUGCUAAUGUAAUUGUGUAAUUUUUUUUUUUAUUAUUAUUAAAAAAGCUUUGAUUUGGCACUUGAACAAAAUUUUGCAACAAAUGUGAGAUAUAAUCUGGAUGGCCACUGUAUAUUUGAUGUGAAGUAUUUAGGUAUCUCUUUGAAACACUUAAGUUUCUUUGAUAGCAAUGACUUUUGUAAGGAUUGGUAUUCUCUAUCAUUCCUUAUGACUUGCACAUUGUCUGUCACUAAUACUUGACCUUGCUGUAUUAUCGCCUAAAUAACUGAUGCCGGUACUGAUGGAAAUCUCUAAUGGAUAAUCAUAACACUUUUGGUCACAUGUCCUUUUGUCUUUCCUGCAGCCUUGAAGGUUUUAAGAAAUCUCAAAUGCCCGCUGCUGCUGCCCUUUUAAUUGCUAUCUUUUGAAAAGCACCAGUAUGUGUUUGAAUUGAUUUCCCCUUUUAAGGGAAAUGACAGCCAGCAGUUACAGUUCUAAUGGUAUAAGCAAGACAAAUAAAACAUGUUUAUAAAAAUUG
Tyto alba (common barn owl) is the source of this 3498-nucleotide messenger RNA. RefSeq names its product cell cycle associated protein 1 (gene CAPRIN1). Lineage: Eukaryota; Metazoa; Chordata; Aves; Strigiformes; Tytonidae. Gene Ontology annotation, cellular component: cytoplasm. The transcript is spliced from 19 exons. The coding region runs from base 207 to 2309 and encodes 700 amino acids. The record is from RefSeq and is a predicted model, not a curated record. Gene Ontology annotation, molecular function: RNA binding.